Messenger RNA from Argiope bruennichi, 774 nucleotides. RefSeq lists its product as uncharacterized. NCBI's taxonomy places the organism in Eukaryota, Metazoa, Arthropoda, Arachnida, Araneae, Araneidae. The transcript is spliced from 4 exons. The record is from RefSeq and is a predicted model, not a curated record. The coding region runs from base 43 to 732 and encodes 229 amino acids.
UCAAAAACUUUUCAGUCUCUCGGAAUCCGUUUUAACUCGAGGAUGGACACAAAGAAUUGGGCUCUAGUUUUUCUGUAUCUGCUGAGCUCCGGCUAUGUUGGAUCAGUCAUUGGUAAUUGCCAGCCCAAUCCUAAAUUGGAAUUAGUAAUCAACAAGUGCUUCGAGAACAUACGCGCUCAGCUAGCAGAUGAGACCUUCAACCUGCAAGACGAAAAUGCAGGCAAUUUUCAGAUGACCGGCGGGACUGUGACAGGGUUGAAUAACUGCAAAAUUAAUCCACCCCUCCGAUGUGUCUGUGACAAGAACCUAGUGCGCAUCUUCAUCAAUCUCAGCUUCAUUGAUGUGACGGUCAGUUUCCUCGUCACAUUACUGGACGACUUGCUUGGAGGUCUUUUAGGAAAUCUCGGCAGCAGCCUGGCCCGUCUUCUGGGUCAAGUCGUCAAUUUACUGGUCAAUCUGCUCGCCCUAGAAAUCAAUGUAGUAGUAACAGUAGAACAGAGGCUGAUUCCAGGGUCUACUUGUACGGUGACCGAUUUUCGAGUGACUAGGAUAUCUGAGAUUAAACUUCUGAAUUUAAAUCUAACCCAACUACUUUUGGGUCUCUUGGGUGACAUUCUAACACCUGUUGUUGACACACUUCUGCGAAAUCUUUUUCAGAGACAAAUAAGAGCCAUCAUCACAGCAGAAAUUCAGAAAAUCACAAUCACUCCAGAUAUGUUCACUUGUGGUUAGAUGAGAAAAUAAUAAAUCGUUUGCCAGUAUAAAAAUGAGAAA